This is a messenger RNA of Chelonia mydas (Green sea turtle), 5172 nucleotides long. RefSeq names its product Mov10 RISC complex RNA helicase (gene MOV10). The record is from RefSeq and is a predicted model, not a curated record. NCBI's taxonomy places the organism in Eukaryota, Metazoa, Chordata, Testudines, Cheloniidae. The transcript is spliced from 22 exons. The coding region runs from base 1357 to 4287 and encodes 976 amino acids. Gene Ontology annotation, molecular function: 5'-3' RNA helicase activity; RNA binding.
ACUAGAACUGAUCAAAAGGAAAGCUAGCCGGAGCCGAAACACACUGUGCCAGGCUGACUAGCAGCCAUUAUACCCUGGCAUCCUGUGGCCACCAUAGAGAGGAGAUUUCUCCCUGAGACACCAGGGGACCCAUUUUCAGAAUUCAGGCAUUUGCAGAGGUGGCUCAGCCGAUGGGGAGAGCAGAGGCAAAGAAGGGGGAAGUAACCCAGCCAAGGUCAUCCAGGGAGCAGCCAGCGGCAGAGCUGGGAGGAGAACCCAGCUUCCCCAUUACCUCCACUCCCCCCACAACGAGCCCACAUCACCGCUGGAUGGGAUUGCACAGUGCAAUAUUCGCAGGCACGAAGCCUUCAGCGCGCCGGAGACUCGACUAGUGCAGAGCACUGCCGCACAUCCCCCCAACAACACCGGCUGCCGUGAGCCCAUGGGCCCUGCCCUCUGCCCUCUGCACUGGCUUCCACAGAAUACCCAGUUUAGGCCAAGGACUUUGUCCUAAUGGUCAGGGCACUCUGCGGCCUGAGCCCUGCAUAGCUAAAAGAGCCUAAAGCGCCGGGACAAAGGCGCUGGUUGAAAAUUCACCCCUCUGGCACAGCAGAGCCCUCACUAAUAAGGGAAAAGCUCAUGGGGGGGCUUCUUUGGGGAGCUGCCAGAGACGGUGGCAUGAACUCCCCCAUGAACCAAGGCCCAUCCCAAAUGCCUCACCUGCUGCUCCAAGGACAGGCCCAUUGCUUUGACCUGCCUUUUCCAAAAUAAACAGAGUAACCUGUAUAACAUGAAUAUGAAACAAACCAACAAACUCCAAAAGGAGUCCCUGGCCUGCAUGCAGCCCUCUGCCCCAGGGCAGGCCGAGAGCCAACAGGUGCCUCAGGCACGGGAGCCGGUGUGAGUCCUUGCAGGGAGCAGGCCAAAGCGGCAUGGCUGGGCGGGUGGAGCUCUCAGAGGAAGGGGAGCGGUUCUGAUUUUUAUUCAGAGCUUCCACAGAAAACUUUGCCCAGACUGGGCUGAGCCCUGCCAAGCACUUGCUCUCGCCCUGGCCUCAGGGUAGGGACUUUCUCAGAGCCCUUGAAGAGGAGGUUCCUGAGACCUCCCCCCGGCCUUUGCAGCUGCUGCUAGAGGGCCUGGCUCCCAGGCCAGUGCUGUUCCCACCCCCAGCCCGGGCAGGGGGCUGUCUCCAGGAUGCACACAGCCUCUUUCACUUUCGUUUCUGCCUGCUGAGAGUUUGCUAACAUCUUCCCUCUUUGAUAAGCACUUUGCUGGCAGGUUUCACAAGCAGAAGCACUGGCCAGGAGCUGCUGAGCCAGGCCGCCCCACAGGACAGGACAGAAGAAGGUCUGGGGGCGAGCAGCGGAGCCAGAGGAGAUGCCCAAGUUCACCUUUCGGGAGAGGAGGGAGUUUGGGGAUCAGUUUGUGCAGCUCCUAAAAGACACAGGCAGAGAAGCUGUGAGCAGCCGGGAGGCACUAAGGACCAUCUACAACCAGGAGUUCAGGACCAGGAAUGUUACGAAGACGCCCAACUUCUCCUCCAUCCUGUUCACCCUGGGCCAGAGCGGCCGGGCCGAGGUACGGGGAGACUUCGUGCGCUUCUGGAAGGUGAAAAAGAAAGUGAAGGUUACCAACCAGUACUGGACACCCAGGCCAGAGGAGCCCCCCACGGACAGCCAGGAGGCGGGCACCGAUCAGCCUCCCCGCAGAGGACGUGCCAAGGAGAGAGCGGAGUUCAUCGGUGGGAAACACAGGGUGGAGAUUCUCUCAGAGCACGACCGGGGGAACGGGCGCAUCCGCUUCCCCGUUACGCCCAACGAGGCCGCAACAGCCAGUAUUUGGGUUCAGAACAACGGCACCGAGGAUGUGACGCUGCUAGGAUACAGAGCGCUUCGGAAGCAGUGCGAGAUCACCUUCCACGAUGAGAGCCAGGUGACCAGACAGCAGCCCCGGGUGUUGCAGCCAGGGGACUCUUACUUGAUCGAGGCGCGGUGCCUGACUCAGUAUUAUGGUUACUUCCCCGUCACCGUGCUGUUCGAGUUCACCAAGGAGCAGGACGGGCCCUUCAGCAUCGGGCGAUUCGUCUCUGCCAUAGCCAACAGCCGGCUGGCUGAGCAGCUGGGGCCCACGGCACCAUACAGGCCUUACCAGGCCAACCUGAAGAAGACGGUCAUGGUCACCACAGAGGAUGGCGUCCCUCCCGACAGCUCCCAGCACCCCGAGCUCGAGCAGGUGAUCCCGCUGGACUUCUACAGCUACGCAAAGGACCUGAAGGACACGGUCAGCGCCGAGCGCAGCAGGCUGCAGGAGUCCCUGGCAGCCAAGCUUCAGUUUGAGAACUACCAGGAGAAGUUCCAGCUGCUGCUGCACCUGGAGGAGCUCCAGAUGGAGGUGGACAUCCGGCGCUAUGACAUGCAGGAUGCCCCGAUGGUGAAGGACACUCAGAACAAGAGGCUGCUCAUCCUGGAGGUCCCUGGCGUGGCAGAGAACCGCCCGUCCGUGCUGAAGGGCGAUCACCUGUUUGUCACCCCCAGCGACCAGCGCACCUUGCCCCAGCAUGUCCAGUACAAGGGCUACGUGCAUGCCGUGGAGCUGGAGAGGGUCAAGCUGGGCUUCUCCCCGAACCUGCUGAAGAGCUUCGUGAAUAACCUGAAGUUCGAUGUGAUCUUUACCUUCAACCGGCUGCCGCUGCGGGUGCAGCACCGGGCCGUGGAGCUGGCCAAGAAGAGGAACCUGGGUGACAUCCUCUUCCCAUCCUUCUCAUACGGAAAGUCCCUCCUCCCCGAGGGAGGCCGGCUCAGGCUGUUUGACCGGAGCCUGGAGACCAACCAGGAGCAGUGCGACGCUGUGCGGCAGAUCGUCACGGGGAUGGCCAGGCCGGCACCAUACCUCAUCUUUGGGCCGCCAGGGACCGGCAAGACCGUCACCAUGGUGGAGGCCAUCAAACAGGUGGUCAGCUGCCUGAAGGACUCCCAUAUCUUGGCCUGUGCACCCUCCAACAGCGCCUCGGACCUGCUGUGCCAGCGCCUGAUGAAACACCUGGACAAGGGCAGCAUCUAUAGGAUCAAUGCCAGCAGCAGGGACUAUCGCCAGGUGCCGGAGGAGAUCAAGCCCUGCUGUAACUGGGACGAUGCCCAGCAGUGCCAUGUGUACCCGAGCAAGGAGAAGCUGCAGCACUACCGGGUCAUCAUCACCACCCUGGUGACGGCAGGAAGGCUGGUAACCGCCAGCUUCCCUGAGGGCCAUUUCUCCCACGUCUUCAUCGACGAGUGUGGCCACGCGGUGGAGCCGGAGAGCCUGGUUGCCAUCGCAGGAAUUCUGACAGCGAUGGACCAGGAGACCAACACCAAGGCGGGGCAGCUGGUGUUGGCGGGAGAUCCCAAGCAGCUGGGUCCAAUCCUGAGGUCCCCAUUGGCCAUCGAACACGGGUUAGAGGUCUCGCUGCUGGAGAGGCUCAUGCUGCAGAACUCCCUCUACCAAAAGGGAGCCAAGAGCUACAACCCGCAGUUCGUCACCAAGUUACUGCGGAACUACAGGUCCCACGCCGCCCUCCUCCAGAUCCCCAACCAGCAGUUCUACGACGGGGAGCUGCAGGAGUGCGCCGACCGACUCCUCAGCUAUUCCUACUGCGCCUGGGAGGAGCUGCCUACGCAGGGCUUCCCGAUCAUCUUCCACGGAGUCUCCGGGGAGGACCAGCGAGAGGGUAACAGCCCCUCGUUCUUCAACACAUUGGAGGUCGAAACCCUGGUCACCUACCUCAAGAAACUGCUGCAGAGUCAGGGCAAGCAGGGCCGCUCCAGGAUCUCCCCCAAGGAGAUCGGUAUCAUCUCCCCCUACAGGAAGCAGGUAGAGAAGAUCAGACUAGCCAUCACGAAAAUAGACCAAGACCUGAUGAACCUCCCAGACAUCAAGGAGCUGAAGGUGGGCUCGGUGGAGGAGUUCCAGGGCCAGGAGCGGCGCGUGCUCCUCAUCUCCACCGUGCGCAGCUGCACCGAAUACCUCAGCAUGGAUGAAAAGUUCAAACUGGGCUUCCUCAAGAACCCCAAGAGGUUCAAUGUGGCCAUCACCAGAGCCAAGGCUCUGUUAAUAAUCGUGGGCAACCCGGCCGUGCUUAGCAAGGAUCCUCACUGGAACACGUUUCUCAGGUACUGCAUAGCGAAGGGUGGGUACACGGGGUGUCCCUACACUGAAGAGAGCACGGAAGAGGAUGCCCUGGUGGACGAGCUUAGCUCUCUCUGCUUGAGCACGCAGUCAGCAGGGAACCACAUCCAGCAGCAAGUGGAGCCAGCGUGGAGACACGAGCACUGAGACAUCACCUGCAGCUCGUCCUACUGCCAUGUCAGCACCAGCGGGGCGUCUCCUGCCUCGCUCUGCAACCUCCCGUCGCCCUCUGUCUGGUCCCCUCAGCCACCUCGCUUGCUGCCGGGGGCUUUCCAAGCACCCCGGGGCGGGGCAGCAGAGGGGAGCAGUGCAGGGAUUGAUCUGGGAGCGUAGACCCGACUCUACCCCCUAUCCCAACGCCCCCCUCUCACAUGGACCCAGCCCCGACUCCUACCCAUUAGCCUGGUCGAUGUAGGAUCUGGGCCCAGCCCUGAGGCCUGGUCGCUAACCUGAGCCAGUGCGAUUCUGUAAACUCUUGGAAGCACAAGGGCAGCUGGACUCGGAAACUGGUCUGCUUGGCCGUGUGAGGAGUUUGUUUGCACCCUCUCCCCCCUGUCCCCUCUCUGGCCGCUGUCAGGACGGGGAGCUGCAGCAGGAAGCCCUGGCUGUUUGCCGACAUUGCCGCACAAUGGCUUAAACAACGAUUUCACGUCCAAUUUUUGAAAAAUGACACUUUAAAAAAAAAAAUCCCACCCGUGGCUAACCUGACCGGCCUGAACUGGCACUGCAGAAACCCAGCGCCUCCUCUGGGGCUCACCUUUUCCACACAUGGAAACCUGUUUUUGAAAAUCAAAUCAUUGCAAUAAAAUUCCCAGCUACUGGUCAACCGAACCCUCUCCUCUGAGCUGGAGCCGUUUCCAGAGCCCAGCGGCAGGGCCUGGAGCUGCUUCCAAGUGGCUGGCUACAGCCCUGCUCAGGUGUUGCGGUGAUGCUGAGUAACUGCGGGUUAGCGCCUGGGGACCAGCUGGGCUGUAGCUCCUGGCCAUCAGGCCCCGUGCAAUGGUGCUUCCAAAAUAAAGGGUGAGAGGAAAA